AUGAAAGAGGCUCAUCGCUCCGAAGUUGAUGCUUUGCAAUCGAAAGUAACCUCGUUCACAGAGAAUGUGAAUGAUUUGCAAAAUAUACAAAAGGUUUUGGUUCAAGAUCAGCAGAGAGAACUUGCGUUACCGGAGACAGCUAAAAAUGAAGAAAUUGACAAAUUAAGAGAACGAUUGAGUCCAAUGGAGGAGGAAUGUAGUAACUUAAUCAAAGAAUAUGAAACUGUAAAAUCCGAAAAAAAUAAAGCCGCGGAAGAACUCUCAAGACCUCAACACGACCAUAGCACACUAGAACACAAUCUUAAUACAACAUCACAAAAAAAUAAGGAGAUCAAAACCAAAUGCGAGCAACUAGCUCAAAGUAAUGUCGAAAUUACGGCUGAACGAAACGAUGCCAUCCAGUUGUGUGAAAAACAGGAUAAACAGCUUGAAAUUCUUAAAACGGUUAACGAUAACAUAACUUCAGAGAGAGACUCUUUACUGAAAGAACGGGAUGGCCUUUCACCGAAAAUUGUUUUUCGCUUGAAUCAGAGAUAA
Molecule: messenger RNA, 537 nt
Organism: Paramuricea clavata
Lineage: Eukaryota; Metazoa; Cnidaria; Anthozoa; Malacalcyonacea; Plexauridae
Source: the annotation of a GenBank genome assembly